Molecule: messenger RNA, 1125 nt
Organism: Talaromyces atroroseus
Lineage: Eukaryota; Fungi; Ascomycota; Eurotiomycetes; Eurotiales; Trichocomaceae
Exons: 4
Coding region: 1-1125 (374 amino acids)
Biological process (GO): arsenite transport; antimonite transmembrane transport
Cellular component (GO): plasma membrane
Molecular function (GO): antiporter activity; arsenite transmembrane transporter activity; antimonite transmembrane transporter activity
Source: RefSeq, a predicted model, not a curated record
AUGGCCCAAUAUCCCUCCUGCUCUGCUGACAAUAUGGCUUGCGAUGUGGAAAAGCAGGGUUCCCCAAGCUUGUCAGGCGUGUCCCAUGAAAAGCAAUCCGCAUUCCAGAAUCUCGGCAUACUUGAUCGCUUCCUCGUGCUGUGGGUAUUCCUUGCCAUGGCAAUUGGGAUUAUCCUAGGCAAUUUUGUUCCCGACACCGGACCUACUUUGCAGAAGGGGACGUUUGUUGGAGUCUCCAUCCCAGUCGCCAUUGGUCUUCUUCUCAUGAUGUAUCCUAUUCUCUGCAAGAUACAAUACGAGACGUUGCAUCGUCUUUUUCGGGAACGUCGGAUUUGGAUCCAGCUCGCCUUCAGCAUAGUUUUUAAUUGGGUAGUUGCUCCGUUCUUCAUGUUGGCGUUAUCUUGGGCCUUUUUGCCUGAUGAGCCAGAGCUACGCCAGGGGUUGAUCCUCGUUGGAUUGGCACGGUGUAUUGCUAUGGUUCUGAUAUGGACUGGGCUAGCCGGGGGUGACAGUGAAUACUGUGCCAUUCUGGUAGCCAUCAACUCGCUCCUUCAAAUGAUCCUAUACGCGCCCUUGGCUAUCUUAUUUAUCAGAGUGAUCGGCGGUGAUACAAUCACAUUAGAAUACUCCGCUGUUGCCAAAAGCGUCGCCGUGUUCCUUGGAAUACCCCUGGUGGCUGCAGUACUGACACGUUACACUCUUCGAUGGGCAAGUGCACGAUGGUAUGAUGAAGUCUUCUUAAAGUGGACCAGUCCAUGGUCUUUAGUCGGCCUCCUAUACACAAUCCUAGUGUUGUUUGCCUCUCAAGGCCACCGGGUAGUGCACCAGAUUGUCUCUGUUAUCCGAGUUGCAGCACCUCUUAUAGUAUACUUUGUUGUCAUUUUCUUCACUACUCUCUGCGCCACAUACAAGAUGGGGUUUGGUUAUAAGUUGGCCGCGACGCAGAGCUUCACUGCAGCUAGCAACAACUUUGAGUUGGCUAUUGCUGUCGCGGUUGCAACCUUCGGCGCGAAUAGUAACCAGGCACUUGCGUCUACUGUAGGGCCUCUGGUUGAGGUUCCGGUGCUGCUGGGGCUUGUCUACGCUGUGAAGUUUGUGGCAAAGAAACGGGGCUGGAGGGACUAG